AUGUCAAGUAAACAACUUCCUAAACCAAAAAGUCCUAGAGCAAUUCCAUCUCUUAUUAUGGAUAAAAGAAAGAGUAUAAAAUACUACAGUUCAACUAACUCAACUCCUAGAUCUCGUUGUUCACCUCGUAAUUCAAUUAACACAAUUACAAUAUCUCCUCAAAAUGAAUUAAAGUCAUUUAAUAGAAAUCCACAUUCAUCUCCUAAACUCUUGUCUUCCCAAAAUUCUAAAAGAAAAUCUAUUAUUUCACCUCAAUUACUUACAAUUGAAAAAGAAAGUCAAUCACUAACAAAUUCUAUAAAAGAAAUGAUAGGAAUUAGUAUCAAUAGGAAUAAUGAUGAAACAGAUAUUUGGGAGAAGAUGCUUUUAAGUUGUGAUGUUGGUAUUACAAGUGCAGUUAUUCAAUAUCUAGAACGACAAGAAUUAACUCAAGAUGAAAAAGAAAUAAAUUCAAUAAUGUUAUUUAACUUCUUUAAUGAACAUAAUAAAUUAACAGAAUUAAUUAACUUUUGUAUAGAAAGAGAUAUUUAUUUAAAAUAUGAUGAUUUAAAUACAUAUUCACCAUAUGUAACAUUAUAUAAAUGUAUGUUAGGAUAUACUCAAAAAUAUUAUUUUUCUCAAUUCUCUGCCUUUUAUCAAAAAAAAGCAACUAAAAUGAAAGACACUUCAUUAGAUGAUUGUCAAUCAUCAAAAACAGUAAAAAAUAUGGUUGCGUUUAAAUCAAUUUUAGAAGAUAUUGUUUCUCUUAUGACUGAUGAUUCUAUUGUUCCUAUUUAUAUUAAAUAUACAUGGUCUACAAUUUAUAAAUUAUUAUAUAAAACUAAUCCUGACAUAGUAAUGAAAUAUAUGUAUUUAAAUAUGUUUCUUAUUCCUUUUAAUGAUAUAAUUGAAGAGUUAAUGAAAGUUAUUUCAUCACAACAUUUAAACACAUUAUUAAAUGUCUCAAAAUGUUUUCAUGAAAUAAUUUCUCCUUCAAAUAAAACACUUCCUUAUCCGUUUUGGAAAGAAUGGAUUGCAACAAAAUGUAUUGAUUUAAAAACGAAACUUAAUAAUUAUAUCAUUCAAAUUUCUAAAUUUUAUUGUGAUGAAUCAGAUGUUAUAAUGGAUCUUCCUCAAAAUCUUGUUAUUCCACUUAUUGAUUAUCUUAAAACUGACUGGGAAAGUUUAUAUGGAUAUCUUUCUGAAGAAGGAUAUCGAAUGAUUGAACUUCGUAUGACUUCUCAACUAGAAAUGAAACAAAGAGUUUUGUCUCUUGUUCAUCAAAUUAAUCAACUACGAGUAAGUACUUUUAAUGAAAAUCAAAUGUAUCUUCAAAAAAUGUCUGAAAUGAAAAUGAGAAUGAAAGAUCUUCAAGAAGAAAGAAGAUAUUUAAGACAAUUGUUUAGAGAAAAGUUAGGUGUUGGAAUAUGCUAUGAUGACGAAGGACAUUUAAGUAAUGAAGAGAUCAUUGAAUGA
Messenger RNA from Entamoeba histolytica HM-1:IMSS, 1455 nucleotides. RefSeq lists its product as uncharacterized. The coding region runs from base 1 to 1455 and encodes 484 amino acids. The record is from RefSeq and is a predicted model, not a curated record. The transcript has 4 exons. Lineage: Eukaryota; Evosea; Mastigamoebida; Endamoebidae.